AUUAUAAACCUGCUGCAGUACAAACACUUGCUUUCUGUUUUAGCAACACUGCUGUACAAAGACCACAGCAAAGAUGGAGUUUGCCUGCAGUCACGUUGUACGGGACUGGAGACCUGAUAGAGCAGGUCCAGCUCCUCCGCCGCUGCCUCCUCGACGCCUCAGAAAACCUCGCCCUACUUCUCUGCCGCUCCCCCCUCUUCCCCCACUUCAGCCUCCCCUCGGCUCUCCCUCCCUCCCUCCUCCCGUCCCGCCCAGAUUUGAUAAGCAGGAAAGAGAAAUGAGGCUGAAAGUCAAUGUGAACGUCGUCUCCCUCAGUAUCGGAAAACUGGUCGACAUCAGCCAAGCCUCAGAUAUGGAGAGUUUUCAGAGCCCAGUGAUUUGUGGGAAAUGUAGUGCUGCCUUGUCAUGUCUGAGCUCGAUGCAGACAAACGUGUGGGUGUGUGAGUUCUGUGGAUGUGAAAACAACGUGAACGACAGCGUGAACAGAGUGUGUGUCGGUCAGCGCGCAGGUGUGCACAGCGAUGACCUUUACCUGCCGAAUCACAGCGACGACGACUACCAGAACUUGGAGGACACGCUGGUGGUGUUCUGCGUGGACAUUUCCAGCAGCAUGAGUGUCACUACAGAGGUUACAUCAAGCAGUGGAUCUCAGGCAUACAUGUCCAGGCUGGAGGGUAUCCAGGAUGCCCUCCAGAGGGCGCUGUCAUCCUUGCUGCAGCAGGCCCCCCUCAGGAGAGUGGCGCUGGUUACAUUCAACAAUGAGGUUGUAAUAUAUGGUGAUGGUACUAGUACACCUCUCACUCUCAGGGAUUGGGCGUUGGUUGACUAUGACCAUAUAUGGCAACAGGCUGUGUCUUACAGCGUCCCACACUGCAUUGCUGAGACCUACAACCAACUAAUAGAGAGGGUCAAGGACCUCAGGGAGCAUGGGGCUACCAGUCUUGGUCCUGCAGCAUUAGCCUCGGUUGCCAUGGCGUCAAGGUACCCCGGUUCAAAGGUGAUUCUGUGCACUGACGGCAGAGCCAACAUCGGACUGGGUACAAUGGAGCAAACCCCCUCUUUGUCCUCCUCCCUUACUUCAUAUUUCUACAGACAACUGGCUCAGCAGGCUGUGGGCAGUGGAGUCAUAAUAUCAGUGAUGACUUUUGAGGGGACAGAUUGUUGCCUGGCUGACGUUGGGAGACUCGCAGACACUACUGGAGGAAGGGUGAACAUGGUGAGCAUCGGUACAGUUGCAACAGAGAUCCAGAUAGCCUCCAUGGACAAUGUCCUUGCAACAGGAGUCAGGGCAACCCUGCUUGCUCCUCAUGGAGUGUAUUUUCCAUAUGAGGAUGAAAACAAUCACAAACUGGUGAGAGAGAUCGGGAAUGUGACCAAGGGGCUGGAGAUCACCGUCGAGUUUGCAGUAAAACCAGAGUUUAUGGAUGUCUUUAUCCAGAAAGACACACUUCCAUUCCAACUCCAGCUGAACUUCAAGGCCAGAGACCAACAAAAAGUCACUCGCAUCAUUACUGAACAGCGACCAGUUACUUCCUGCAGUCGGAUUUGGGUUGGUAGUCUCAACAUGGCGGUGCUUGGAGUUCACUGUGCUCAGCUCUGUGCCAGUUUGACCAUGGAGGGUCGAGUGCAGGAAGCACAGAGUCAACUAAAAGCACAGCAAGACCUGCUCAAACAAGUCAGUAAGCAAAGGUCAAUCCAUAAGGAGGAGAGUAUCUAUGGCAACUGGAUGGACACCAUGACCGUAAUCUGUGACGACAUCACCACAGAAUCUCAGACUCUCUCUGAUGAAGCCGCUAAGGUGAUGUACCAGAUGAAGAGGGCCAGCAGUGUCAGCAGCAACAACAGCAACACAACUGAGAUCCCCAAGAAGACUGCGAGGAAGAAGAAAAAGAACGCCCUCGUGGAGGGAAUGUAAAGAAAAUCAGUCACCCACAAACAUGGAGACUUGAUUACAUGUUUGGCCAUAUUGGCUCACAGUGUUUUUUUAGCAGGCGUGGGACUAGAAGGAGCUUUGUUGCACAGCUGACUGUAAAGGAAUAACAUUGAAAUUUAACAACUGCACUUAAAUUGACAUCGUUCAAACUCAAACCAGCAGAAGAAACGUCAUUAAAUGGGUGUGUAUAACACCUGAAUUUCCCCGGCGGGGCAUUAAUGAAGUUAAUUCUUAUCUUAAAUGACUGACGAAUGCAUUCUCAAACUUUUAUUCCAUUUAUUCACAACAGUGCAAAGGUGAAGAGAUAUAACUAAUAGUUAACAUUUGAUUGUAAACCUUGUAGGUUUGGCAGAAAACGAGCUCAAAGAUUUUUUAUCUUUCAUUUCACAUCAUAGCACGGCAUCAUAGCGUGUCGGUUUGCUCAGUUUACAUCAGGGAAAAUACGUUGUUUUCACAAAUCGAAGCCGAACUAAAGCCUCAACAUCAACGUGUCAUUUAGCUAUCGUACUAAAUCAAAUUAAAUUUCCCUCCUGUCAAUCAUGAUGAAUUUACCCUGACUAAUAUGUGUCGCAUUUAUUAUGGUUCCAGUAUAUAUUUCAUUUUCUUUGUCUUUUAAAAUUCCUCUAAUAUGGUAAUAACGUCAUGUAUGAGCGUCAUGUUUGAACCGAUCAUUUCUACACUGAAUCAUUUAUGAGCGCUUUGGAAUAUAAAAUUCACUAGAAAUGAAUACUUAAUACCUCAUGUACUGCACGUCACACUGAAUGAUGAUUUGAUUAGGUUCCAUUAAGGCAAAUGAAAUGGCCCCUGACCAGGAAGUCCUGUGUGAGGUCUGGACGUUGUAGCAGUACCAGUAAAUGCUCAGACAGUGAAGUCUUGGCUCACUGCCUCAUUCAAGAGUGAUAUAAAGAUUCACACAGCAGAUUGUUGCAGUGCUUGAGCCUUUUAUUUUUGCAUAAAGAGAAACAGUUCACUCAGAAUAAAGUUGUUUUGAAGCAUCAUCUUAAUACAGACACAAAGCCAAACAGACAUCCACGGUCCUAUUCCUGCACACCUGUCGCUUUGUUCCUUAAGUAGCAUUACAGCGAUAGAUUAAAAAAAGAAAUUAAAUGAGAUGCAGAGCCCUCAGGUUACGCAUGAGACAGGUAACGCAAAGACAGAGUCUGAAUCACCAACACGCAUCCACCUGUGUGUGACUUUGACAGGUACUUCACACCCCGACAGGCUAUCUGGCACAGACAAAUGGAAGUUUAUUGGAGCAUCGUGUGUCAUCCCAGCACCUGUAAGCUUUAAGAACCGAAAACACAACAGUCAGAC
This is a messenger RNA of Chelmon rostratus (copperband butterflyfish), 3247 nucleotides long. Its product is annotated as circularly permutated Ras protein 1. Lineage: Eukaryota; Metazoa; Chordata; Actinopteri; Chaetodontiformes; Chaetodontidae. The transcript has 18 exons. The record is from RefSeq and is a predicted model, not a curated record. Gene Ontology annotation, molecular function: SNARE binding; zinc ion binding. Gene Ontology annotation, cellular component: COPII vesicle coat; endoplasmic reticulum exit site. Bases 74 to 1915 code for a protein of 613 amino acids. Gene Ontology annotation, biological process: COPII-coated vesicle cargo loading; intracellular protein transport; endoplasmic reticulum to Golgi vesicle-mediated transport.